This is a messenger RNA of Ilex paraguariensis (yerba mate), 385 nucleotides long. NCBI's taxonomy places the organism in Eukaryota, Viridiplantae, Streptophyta, Magnoliopsida, Aquifoliales, Aquifoliaceae. The record is from the annotation of a GenBank genome assembly.
AUGGAGAAGAUCCAACACAAAUACUUGAAAGUAAGGGGGCUCAAACUUCAUUUGGCAGAGAUCGGAGAAGGUCCCGCAGUGGUUUUCCUACAUGGUUUCCCUGAGAUUUGGUAUUCAUGGCGGUAUCAGAUGAUAGCAGUUGCUAAUGCUGGCUUUCGAGCAAUAGCUCCUGACUACAGGGGCUAUGGUCUUUCUGAUCAGCCUGCAGAGCGGGAGAAAGUGAUAUUCAAGGACCUUGUUGAUGAUCUGCUUGUCAUCCUUGAUUUUCUAUGUUAGAAAUAGUUAGUAAUGUAAGGUAUCCCACAUUAGAAAAGUUAAAAGGGAGUGUACGAGUUUAAAAUAAGAAAUACAUCAAAUUUUAUAAAUUUGGAUGGUAAGAAAAUUU